This is a messenger RNA of Racocetra persica, 410 nucleotides long. The record is from the annotation of a GenBank genome assembly. NCBI's taxonomy places the organism in Eukaryota, Fungi, Glomeromycota, Glomeromycetes, Diversisporales, Gigasporaceae.
GAUUUGAUCUAAUAACAGAUCGUUUUACUCCUAAACAUCGAACAAUCAUUGUUACAAUAUUCUUGAUAGCAAGCAUUUAUAUUUUUUCUCCAAUAGCUUAUGGUAGCACAUGGGAAAAAUCUAGUUGCGCUAACUCCAAAUGGUUAAGCACUUGGGAUUAUGAUUGUAAUCUAUAUGUUCGUAGUCAUUUAAACAAAGACACUAAUUCAACCGGCAUUGAAAUUACCAAUCCGGAAUUUUCUGAUAUUAAAGCAUUUGAUAAACGGGCUGUUGAAGAUAAAUCUGAUGAGCAGUGCCAUGAAAAGGCGCAAGGUUUAAAGACGAAUGUUGAAAAAAAUGAAGUAAAACAAUGUAUUCCCAGAAUGGCACAUCCCAAAGAUUUUAGAGUAUUUUUAAGUGCAACACCAUAG